Molecule: messenger RNA, 2284 nt
Organism: Musa acuminata subsp. malaccensis (wild Malaysian banana)
Lineage: Eukaryota; Viridiplantae; Streptophyta; Magnoliopsida; Zingiberales; Musaceae
Biological process (GO): cortical microtubule organization
Cellular component (GO): cortical microtubule
Source: RefSeq, a predicted model, not a curated record
GCCGCCUCCCGACUCCCGAGCUGAAAGCACACCCUCGUCUAGCCCCUCUCCUCACUCGGACAACGCAGCGACGCUGUGCCCCCUGCGCCUCCUCCUCUCCGUCACCAUCUGCCAGAUCCGAGCUAGCUCGCCGACCUCGACCCCUAGUCCUAUGGCGUCCUCACCAUUGCGGGGGCGCGGUCAAGGGAGCUAGGUUUCCGCAGUCACUGCGUCCCUUUUCUCUUCUUUGCUGCUCCCGUCGUCGCAUUCCUGUGCUGCUCCGUGUCCACCGUUUGCAUUCUUCCCAUUUGCGAGCUUGGUGUGGCGAUCUGCCCUCUUCUUUCUAAGUUUGGCGAUUCCACCUUGGACGAGGUUGCUUCCUGGUGGGAGGAAAAAUGAAUCGGAGCUUUAGGGCAGGAGCAGCGACAGGGAGAACGGUGACGAAAGAGGCGGACGAGGAGCUCGCCCUCUUUCUCGAGAUGCGCAAGCUGGAGAAGGAGCGGAACAACCUUCUCCUGCACGGCGCCGGCGAGCUCGAUCCGCCUCUGGGGGCUAAACCUGGGACUGCUCCCAUAUUCAAGAUCGCCUCAUCAGCACCGGCGCGCAAGGCUGGAAUCGAUGACUUUCUGAAUUCGGACAGUGAAAAGAAUGACUAUGACUGGCUUCUUACGCCACCAGGUACUCCACUUUUUCCAUCUCUAGAUACUGAAUCUAAAAGAUCUCCUGCUGGCAGCACUGGGACUCCAAAAGCUCGCCCCACGGUGCUGAAAUCUAGGUUAGCAAAUUCUCCAGAUCCUUCAAGGAGCACACUGGCACCAAGGCAACCAGCAUCAUCAUCUGGCUUGAACUCUGCGAUUGGAACCCGCAGACCAUCAUCAUCUGGUGGUACUACUCAUAGUUCAUCUAGACCUGCAACUCCAACCGGACGUCCAACGUUACCUGCUGCUUCAAAACCAACAAGACCUUCCACUCCCCCUUCUCGAACAACUUUGCCGUCAAAGUCAUUGGCUCCACCACGAUCGUCAACACCUGUUAGAUCUUCCACGCCGACAUCUAGGCCAUCACUGCCGGUAGUCAGCAAGCCUUCAUCAAGGUCAGCUACCCCUACAAGACGACCUUCUGUGCCAUCUACUGUAUCAUCCAGUUCUGCUCCAUCAAGUAGAUCAUCUUCUGUCACGAAGUCAGGUCCAACAAUAUCUAAAAGUUCAGUGCCGCCACAUGGAAGCUCUCCAACCAUAAAACCUAGACCAUUGAAACCCACAGACAUCCCUGGUUUUUCUCUGGAUGCACCCCCAAAUUUAAGGACAUCAUUGCCUGAGAGACCCUCCUCAGCUUCUCGGGGUAGACCUGGAGCUCCCAGCAGUCGAUCAUCUUCUGUUGAGCCUGGGCCAAACAUCCGUCCAAGGAGACAGUCUUGCUCUCCAUCCAGAGGGAGGGUUCCAAACGGUAGUGUUCAUAAAGGCACUUCUGUUCCACCAUCAAGCAGACCACAAGCAAGUGGCAGUGACAAUGUGAACCCUGUUAUAAUUGGAAAUAAGAUGGUUGAACGCAUAGUGAACAUGAGAAGACUUGCACCUCCAAAGCAAGAUGACCAACGAUCAAGCCAUAAUAACCUCUCUGGCAAGUCUUCUCUUUCACCAGAUGGUGCUGGUUUUGGGAGGACUCUGUCAAAGAAAUCACUGGACAUGGCGUUGAGGCACAUGGAUAUAAGGCGGAGUGUUCCUAACAGUUUGAGGCCAUUGAUGGCAAACAUUCCAGCAUCAUCCGUCUAUAGUGUGAGGUCAGGAGCCACCAGAAGCAGAACAGUCAGUGUUUCGGACUCUCCUCUGGCCACAAGCAGCACAGUCAGUUCUGAACAAAGUGUCAAUAAUAACAUGCUCGGUCUCGAUGGAAGUGAAAUCGAAGAUGAGAUUACUAGUGAUAAAAGGGGCAGGUGCCCUCCUGCUGUCCCCAACACCAGAUGACUAAACGGAAAAGUUACAUUCUGACUAAUUAUGUGGAAUCUAAGGUGAGUGCUUUUAGUCUCUCCUAUGAAUUGUUACUGGAGUAGCCGAGGAAUGCCUAUUUUUGGCCCGACCUGAUAAUAUUAGUACUUCCAAUUUGAUCUGUCCGGAUUGUUUGUUGGUGGCAUUAUGGUACAAAUGUAUUAAUCAUCUGAGUCUCUUCUACAUGUGGAAGUAGGUAUUCAAUGAAUUGUAUGAUCUGUUACCACACAUUUCCAAGACCAAUGCAGAUUGCUAAGCUUCCUAUUAGCUCUGCCAUUUUGCAAAGCUGAUAAUGUAUAUUUUAGGUAAUACUGAGUAUA